AUGUUGAGUUGGCGCAUUUGUCUCUGCUUACUGAUCGUCUCCGCGGAAGCGAAAAAGGGAUUCGGACCGAUCGACCAAGAAUGGGCCUACGUGCAAGUUCGUCCCAAGGCUCACAUGUUCUGGUGGCUCUACCAAAGUAGCCCCGACAAGCCACUGGUCAUUUGGAUCCAAGGCGGGCCCGGCGUUUCCGGCACCGGUUUCGGCAAUUUCGAGGAGAUCGGCCCGUUGGAUGCGCAGCUGCGCCCGAGAAAUCACUCCUGGGUCAAAGAUUACAAUGUGCUUUUCAUCGACAAUCCCGUGGGCACUGGUUUCAGCUACGUCGAGGAUCUCUCGCUUCUCGCCACCAACAAUCGACAGAUCGCCAAAGAUCUUUUCACCUGCGUACGUUCGUUCUUUCAGACAUUUACAAAGUUCGGCGAAACUCCAACUUAUAUACUGGCCGAGUCGUACGGAGGCAAAAUGACCGUUGAGUUUGCAAACUUGUGGUAUCGGGAUCAAGUCAAAGGAAAUAUCAAGAGUAAUUUGAAAGGCAUCGGCUUGGUCGAUUCACUGAUUUCACCCGUAGACAUGCACAAGUCCUUGGCCCCGUAUUUGUUCAAUUUUGGAAUGAUCGACAGGGAUGGCUACGAGGCCAUCGAUAAUGCUGCCGAUCGAUUCGCUGAUGCAAUUCAACAGGCUCAGUGGUUGAACGCAACCAACAUAUCGAUCGAGAUCGAAUACUUGAUGCAAAAGUAUACCUACUCGGUCGAUCGGUUGUACAUUUUGAAGAAAGUACAACCCAACUACUAUCCACAACUGAGAAGUUUUUCAAAUCUCUCGAGAGGAUUGUAUAGCAAUGAUUUAAAAAGAACCAUGCAGAAAGUUCAAAGUACUUUAGGAUUAAAAUCAGUUUGGGGUAACCAGGAACCUUACGUUUUUAAUGCUCUUUAUCGUGAUUGUCGUAAACCAGUGGUUCGACACGUGGAAAAAUUACUCAAUGAAACUGAUCUGAAGGUGUACAUAUUUAAUGGACAAUUAGAUCUCAUUAUAAAUACUCCUGGUACUUUAAGUUGGAUCGAAAAACUUGAUUGGAAAAAUAGCAAAAACUGGUUAAAUGCUCCUAGAUAUCCUUUAGUAAUUGACAACGUUAUCGAGGGUUACUCUAAGGCAUAUGGAAAUUUGAAGUUUUUCUGGGUCGUUAGAUCUGGUCAUAUGAUUCCUGCCGACAAUCCAGUUGCAAUGAACAAGAUCUUAAGAGAUUUAAUACAUGACGAAUCAUAAGUUUUUUUUAUGUUCCGGUGUUGAAUUGGAACUGGGCAAAUUUUCCAACGAAUAAAAAAUUUACAUCUACGCUUA
Trichogramma pretiosum is the source of this 1335-nucleotide messenger RNA. RefSeq names its product retinoid-inducible serine carboxypeptidase-like. Gene Ontology annotation, biological process: proteolysis. Lineage: Eukaryota; Metazoa; Arthropoda; Insecta; Hymenoptera; Trichogrammatidae. The record is from RefSeq and is a predicted model, not a curated record. The coding region runs from base 1 to 1260 and encodes 419 amino acids. The transcript has 7 exons. Gene Ontology annotation, molecular function: serine-type carboxypeptidase activity.